This is a messenger RNA of Cyprinodon tularosa, 856 nucleotides long. It is a transcript of the gene mrpl17, whose product is annotated as mitochondrial ribosomal protein L17. The transcript is spliced from 3 exons. Lineage: Eukaryota; Metazoa; Chordata; Actinopteri; Cyprinodontiformes; Cyprinodontidae. Bases 210 to 707 code for a protein of 165 amino acids. Gene Ontology annotation, biological process: translation. The record is from RefSeq and is a predicted model, not a curated record. Gene Ontology annotation, molecular function: structural constituent of ribosome. Gene Ontology annotation, cellular component: ribosome; mitochondrial large ribosomal subunit.
UCGGGCAAUUUAUGGUGAUGCACAAUCAAUGUCAUAGGAAGGAAAGUUCCGUUUUCCUACAUAACAGUUAUUAAUUGUAAUGUCCUCUCUAUUCUUUCUCUUCUCGGGAAGAACGUCGCUUGAUUUUAUAUUUUAAUCUUCUUUGUUUAUAUAGAUAUUUAUAUAUUUGAUCGUGGACGCUGUUAGCGCGGUGAAGCAGACAGGACGCGAUGCGCCUCGCGCUGCAGAUGCUGAUCUCCCAUGGCCGGGUGGCCCGGAAGAUGGGCCUUGGCCCGGAGUCGAGGAUUAAUAUGCUGCGGAACAUCUUGACAGGACUUGUUCGACACGAAAGGAUAGAAACUACGCAAGCCAGGGCCGAUGAAGUCCGAUUCUACGCCGAAAAGCUCAUUGACUACGCCAAGAAAGGAGACACCGAUGAAAAAGCAAUGAAAAUGGCCAAUUUUUGGCUCACGGAGAAGGACCUUGUUCCAAAGCUCUUUAAAGUCUUCGCUCCGCGUUAUGAAAACCAGUCGACUGGCUACACACGGAUGGCCCGGAUCCCUAACAGAGAGAACCUGGACAGAGCCAAGAUGGCCGUGUUGGAGUACAAAGGCAACCCUUUUCCACCUCUUUAUCCUGUGAGGAAGGAGAAUGAACUGACCCUCAUCAACCAGCUCCUCAAAGGCUAUAGAGAGGAGAGAGCAAGAGUGCUGGCUGCACAGGCUUAACUAAUUCUACCAGGUUUUGGUUUUCUCAUGCUGCAACUUGAUGCAUUUCCUCACAUGGACAGUUUUUAUGUUCUUCUGUGAGCUGAAAUCAAGAGAUCUGGAAAAUAAGUUACUGGUCAUGUAAUAAUAAAUGUUAAUUCUCUAAAGUU